AUGUACGCCUGCCAAGAAGAUGAUAGUCUCGCGCAGUGCGGUUAUACGUCCGUGAGUCGAACGCGUAUUAUCCAUCAAUUUCGCGGUAAUAAACAAGGUUUUACGGCCGGAGUCGCUUUCCGCGCAUCCAUCCAGGAAAAAGUGAUCGACCCUUCGUGCGGCGAACCGCUUCCUGUUAAGUCCGCCGAGCCCUUGGCGGCGACGAGCGUGAAAAAGUGCCGGGCAACGAAGCCGGUAGACGGGUGCGGUCCCCUCCUACGGGUCGACGACUCCCUACCUGGAUUCACAUGUAUAAAAGGAGAUCCUCGCGUCGACGCGGCACGACAUAGCAGUCCGUACUUUAGGGCGAGUACUGAACUGCAUUCGGUCUAUUCUACGAUCGACUCGACCGUCGUCGAACUGACUCCAUUAGUUGAAUUGAUACUGAGAUUAAUAAAUCUUUUCCAUAGUCAGGCUUGUUCGAUUUCGAGGUCGUUUUAUCUACGCACAGGAUUUACGCGAGCAUUUCUUUUGCAGAUCGUUCUAUUCGCAUUCUGCGCCAUCGCGGCCGCAACACCGGCCUAUUCGACAUAUCACGUCGGCGUACCGUUCGGACCAGACGGAAAACUCCUGGACACGCCGGAGGUAGCGCGAGCGAAAGCGGCCCAUCUCGCCACCCAGGCCUACGAGGCCAUCAGGAACACGCUCGGCUACGGAUUCGUGCCCGCCGUUUAUGCACCUGCGGUUUAUGCACCUGCGAUUACGUACGGCGCGCCCAUCGGCGCGGACGGUCGGGUGGUAGACACACCUGAGGUCGCCCAGGCCAAGGCUGCCCAUCUCGCCGCUCACGCCCAAGAGGCUGCCAAGACAGGUGGGUUGGUCCCGUACGGUGCUCUGGCGUAUGCCACUUCGCCUGCGUUCUACGCUUACAGCUACGCACCGCUUGGGCCUGACGGCCGGGUAAUCGACACUCCCGAAGUGGCCCAGGCUAAGGCCGCGCAUUUGGCCGCACACGCUCAAGCAGCCGCCCGAAACGCCGAUUGACGAGCAUCGAUCAAAUCGUCUCUUUUCGAUCGC
Vollenhovia emeryi is the source of this 1056-nucleotide messenger RNA. RefSeq lists its product as uncharacterized. NCBI's taxonomy places the organism in Eukaryota, Metazoa, Arthropoda, Insecta, Hymenoptera, Formicidae. The record is from RefSeq and is a predicted model, not a curated record. The transcript is spliced from 4 exons. Bases 1 to 1023 code for a protein of 340 amino acids.